Rodentolepis nana is the source of this 459-nucleotide messenger RNA. Lineage: Eukaryota; Metazoa; Platyhelminthes; Cestoda; Cyclophyllidea; Hymenolepididae. The record is from the annotation of a GenBank genome assembly.
AUGCCUACUGAGCUAAUAGCAGCAGCUCGAGGUCAUGAGGUGCAUGUGAUGCUUGAGGAUCACCAUAAUGAGCCCUUCCAAGCACCAUCUCAACCCAAGUUGAAGCCCUUUUCUGGUGUUGGUAGAAUGCUAGGCAAUCCGACACCUAAAGUUGUCACUAAUGCCCCACCUUCCGCCUCCUCGUCUGCAGCUCCACCACCGGCUCCCGAAGUGGAUGAGUCAAAACCCAUCACACAACUGCAGGUUCGCAUGCCUGAUAGCUCUAGGAUUGUUGUCAAAUUGAAUAAUCAUCACACUGUUCAGGAUCUUCGCGCCGCCAUCAUUCAUCAACGACCGGAGAUGGCUUUCGACGUGUUCAGCCUGAGCAUUCCAUUCCCACGUACAGAUAUAAAGGACGAUUCUGCAACUCUUGCGAGUGCUAACCUGCUCAAUGCUUCAAUCGUUGUUACGAAGCAGUAG